AUGCUAGCCCCCUACCGCAGUAGAAUGCUGCAGCGGUGGACGCUGCGGACAGGCAGGCGUGUGUUCCACGCGAAGUGCUGGGGGCAUGGAAAGAAGAAUCUCUGCUGCGUUUUUAAAAGACAUUUCAGUAACACUUCGAUGGGUGGAGGAGAUAAGAGGCCUCCGGGCGAAGAAGCAAAGGGGACGGCGAAGCCACCAUGCCGCAGCCGCAGUAGUCCCCCUACCAGUGAAGAGAUCAAGCAGCAUAUCCAAAACGAAUACGGGAUUUGCCCCAGUUCUAUCGAUGUUAACAUCCAAAGAAAUGGAGAAAAGGAUUUGUUCAAGUUAAGCAAAAGGUGGAGUGCCUUCUUCAAAUGUGAAAAGGAUUUACACGACGUGAUAAAUAAAUACAUAAAGACAAAUAAAAUGGACUACCAUUUGCAUGCCUACUUAGAGGGGAUCCCGAGUGAAGACGGUCAAGGAGGGGAAGAUGUGAAGGGCAGGCCACCUCAAAUGGAGGAACAAUUGAAGAAAAUCUUAACCUACAUUAUGUCCCUUUUUUACAGACAAAUUCAAGACUUCAAUAUUUUGUCUAUCUUAAGUGAGCGUAUUAUCCGUUUACUAAAAGGAGGGAAAUCCCAAAAUGAUGCUAAUGGAGAUGGCCGACCCAUCAAUCAGGACAGUGUCUGCCUGGACAAAGCCACCAUUUUAACGACACUCCAAGUGUACAAUUAUGUGAACGCCAUGAACGAUGAAUUAUUCGAUCGACUCUUUUCUCUACUGAACAAAUGUUACGUGGAGUCGGCGCCAUCGGGAAGUCCCCUCAUAAUCAGCGAUGACGAAAUUGUACUUACGCUGAAAAGCCUAUAUAUCCAGAAGUUUAAAAAUCAUGUCAUUGUGGAUACUAUCCUAAAGUCACUUAGGGACGCCCCCCAUUUGAGUGCACACCUUUCUGUGCAUUCGUUCCUUUACCUCACGUUUCUAUCCAGGAUGGAUAAUGAUUCCCUUUGCAAGGUAAACUCUGCACUGUUGUAUGUCUGUCCGAUGGGGCAAAUCGACAGGGGAGACUCCAGUGCAGCCACGGAAGAGAAGACAAUCAAUCGAAAUGAGAAGGAACAAUCCGUAAGAAGUGAAAAACCCACAUGGAAAAAUCAAAUUGAGCAAAUAAAAUUCAGAGUCCCGCUAUCAUCAACAGAUUGUGUAAAGCUUCUCUACGGCUACUUCCUCCUGGGGGAGAACCACAUUAACUGGUUCGUUAUCCAUAAACUCCUUCUGCGAUUGCACGAGGAAUUGAAAUAUGAGGAGAAAAUCCUUUUGUUUGAGAAGGAGAACAAGAAGGUACUCCAAAUGGUAUCCAUCGUGAGGACCUAUUUAAGGUACAAAAAAAGAAGCCUCUACGAUAAUUUGCCCAAGGGUCUCAAAAGGGUAUUAAAGAAGUUGCAGAGCCUUCAUGCAGAUGAUGAAUACACAAGAAGGAAGGACAGGAAGUUUGUCCAGAAGGUAUCAUGGCAUUUAAUGAAACUUCGCAUUGCGCAUGUUAAGAAUGGACAUAAAGGUGGGAUCCCAUUGGACAUUCUGGAGAAGGAUAAAAAACUGGUGUGGCUGUGCUUUUCGUAUCACCAGUACUACGUUAGGACGAUUGACUUAACGGCCGAGACGUUGUUGCAGAUGGAUUUACUAAAAUGUAUGAAUUAUCGCAUUGCCAAAGUGCACUACUAUCAGUUUUCCCGCAUGAAGGCAAGGCGAACUCGAUUCGAGUACAUACGGAUGUGCCGCUACUACACCCUGCGCGACAGACGCAACUACGACGAUGAGUUCGAGGGGUGGAAUUUGCCCUACAUCAACUGGUACCACCGGAAGAACAAGAACGUCCACGUGUCCAACUACUUCUACGGCUGCACCCCCGUCUCGCACAUGCAAUAUUAG
Molecule: messenger RNA, 1905 nt
Organism: Plasmodium inui San Antonio 1
Lineage: Eukaryota; Apicomplexa; Aconoidasida; Haemosporida; Plasmodiidae
Exons: 1
Coding region: 1-1905 (634 amino acids)
Source: RefSeq, a predicted model, not a curated record